Nerophis lumbriciformis (worm pipefish) is the source of this 498-nucleotide messenger RNA. Lineage: Eukaryota; Metazoa; Chordata; Actinopteri; Syngnathiformes; Syngnathidae. The record is from RefSeq and is a predicted model, not a curated record.
AUGGCGGCCACUAUGGCCAACAAAUGCCUCAGUCCUUUAACUUUACUCUCCCGGAGGCUUUCUCUUCCAGAGUUCUUUUCCCAAUGUUGUUAUCACCAGAAGGUGGUGGAUCAUUAUGAGAACCCGAGGAAUGUAGGCGUCCUGGAUAAAAACUCCAAGAGGGUCGGCACCGGUUUGGUGGGCGCUCCGGCCUGCGGAGACGUCAUGAAGCUUCAGAUUGAGGUGGACGAGGACGGGAAGAUCGUAGACGCCCGUUUCAAAACGUUUGGCUGCGGCUCUGCCAUCGCCUCCAGCUCUCUGGCCACCGAGUGGGUCAAGGGCAAAUCUGUGGACGAAGCGCUGACCAUCAGGAACACUGACAUUGCCAAAGAGCUCUGCCUGCCACCUGUCAAACUUCACUGCUCCAUGCUCGCCGAGGACGCCAUCAAGGCAGCUUUGGCCGACUAUCGAUUCAAGCAGCAAGAAGACCAGCAGGUGGCGGCACAUUCCUCCAACUGA